CCUUUAGGUUUUAUUUACCACAGGAUUUUUUUUUGAACUGUCACAUGCACCACACAGUUUUAAAACUUAACCGCAGAAACGUCCUAUAAAUACCUGUACAAUGUGUGUUGCACUCCACAACUCAACUCACUCAAAUCCUAAAAACACACACAAAAAAAAAAUUAAAAAAUAAUGAAGAAGCCUUCGGUGACGUCUUUUCUCAUCACUCUCCUCUUGUCUGCAGCUGUCUGCGCCCACGGCACUGCAGAAAUCAACGAAACUCCAGUUAAGGUCGGGGAAAAAUACUUCAUGCUGCCGGUUAAGACAGAGAAUAACGAUGGAGGCAGGGGCGUGCCUUGGCACAGCUAUGGUCUUGUUCCAGCCGCCACCAAAAUACUUCCCUCUUGUUCACUUGGCAUCACCCAAACACAUCUUCCGAACCAACGGGGCAUCCCCGUUAGCUUCCGAUAUACAGAAACUAUCGACAGAGACUACGUUACCACAGACACCUCUAUAAACAUCGAGUUCAUGUCCGACAUCUGGCCAGUCUGCAGCGAGUUCUCCAAGCUAUGGGCAGUCGAUGACUCCUCAUCUGCCAUUAUCAUCGGUGGUAAACACAAGAGCCCAAAUAGCGCGUUUAAGAUACAAAAUGUUACGGUAGAAGAACACACUUAUAAGUUGACCACCUCAUACGGAACCGUUGGAACUACCCCACCGCAGCUACUUGUCACCAAUGAUGAGUCUAAGACCUUAGUCGUCCAGUUCGUGAAGGCUGAUGAUGCUACUAAGGCUACUACUACUACUUCUCGUGUUGAGAAGUUAGGUCUAAGGAUGUUCCCAUUCUACUAGUCAAGAUCAAGAUCAUGAAAUGUAAAAAUCCUUGAGACUCGUCCAUGGCCCGCACGUAUAUAUGUGAAAUCGUCUUUACUUUCAUAACUAAAUCAAUUAAGUUUGUGUUUUCCGGCGCUUUAUGUAAACACCCGCACGUCUGUAUGUGAACUCGUCUUUACUUUCAUAAUAAAUCAAAUAAGUUUGUGUU
Messenger RNA from Brassica oleracea var. oleracea, 1018 nucleotides. RefSeq lists its product as uncharacterized. The record is from RefSeq and is a predicted model, not a curated record. The transcript is spliced from 2 exons. Lineage: Eukaryota; Viridiplantae; Streptophyta; Magnoliopsida; Brassicales; Brassicaceae. Gene Ontology annotation, molecular function: endopeptidase inhibitor activity. Bases 172 to 828 code for a protein of 218 amino acids.